Molecule: messenger RNA, 4410 nt
Organism: Scleropages formosus (Asian bonytongue)
Lineage: Eukaryota; Metazoa; Chordata; Actinopteri; Osteoglossiformes; Osteoglossidae
Gene: kpna5
Product: karyopherin alpha 5 (importin alpha 6)
Exons: 14
Coding region: 124-1743 (539 amino acids)
Biological process (GO): protein import into nucleus
Cellular component (GO): cytoplasm
Molecular function (GO): nuclear import signal receptor activity; protein binding
Source: RefSeq, a predicted model, not a curated record
AGGGGUUCUAGGAUAUCUGCGAGACCCUGACGGAGGGGCGACGCCAUAUUUUUCCUAGAGCUGCCGUAUGUAGGGAAGGUUGUGGCAAGGAAACAAAUUAUACACAGAUACGCUUAGCAGUAAAUGGACGUGAUGGCGAGCCCAGUAAAAGACAAUUAUCGAAUGAAGAGUUACAAGAACAAAGCGCUGAACCCCCAGGAGAUGCGCCGUCGCAGAGAGGAAGAGGGCAUUCAGCUUCGUAAGCAGAAGAGGGAGGAGCAGCUUUUCAAGAGGAGGAAUGUUUCGCUACCUGCAGGCGAUGAGUCAAUGCUGGAGUGCCCAAUCCAGGAUCCUGAUGUCAGCUCGACAGUCCCCGUUUCCAGUGAGGGUGUCAUAACGCCCGACAUGGUCCAGAUGAUUUUUUCAGAUGAUCCUGACCAGCAGCUUAUAGCAACACAGAAAUUCAGGAAGUUGCUUUCUAAAGAGCCAAACCCCCCUAUUGAUGAGGUCAUCCUUACGCCUGGGGUAGUCAACAAGUUUGUAGAGUUUCUUAAAAGAAGUGAGAACUGUACUCUGCAGUUUGAAGCAGCCUGGGCUCUCACUAACAUUGCCUCGGGAACCUUCCUGCACACGAAGGUUGUCAUUGAGACUGGAGCUGUGCCCAUCUUCAUUGAGUUGCUCAGCUCAAACAAUGAGGAUGUCCAGGAACAGGCGGUCUGGGCUCUGGGGAACAUAGCUGGGGACAACGCAGAGUGCAGAGACUAUGUGCUGAACUGCGGGAUCCUUCCCUCUCUCCAGCAGCUCCUGACCAAAUCCAGUCGGCUCACAACAACGCGUAAUGCAGUGUGGGCUCUCUCCAACCUGUGCAGGGGUAAGAACCCCCCGCCAGAUUUUGCCAAGGUGUCUCCCUGUUUGAGCAUCCUGUCCCGGCUGCUCUUCAGCAGUGACCCCGACGUCCUGGCAGAUGCUUGCUGGGCACUGUCCUAUUUGUCCGAUGGACCGAAUGACAAAAUCCAAACUGUGAUUGAUUCCGGAGUGUGUCGCCGACUGGUGGAGCUGCUUAUGCACAGUGAUUACAAGGUGGUUUCUCCUGCUCUGCGUGCUGUGGGGAAUAUUGUAACAGGCGAUGAUGUCCAGACUCAGGUGAUCCUGAACUGCUCGGCACUGCCGUGCCUGCUGCACUUACUCAGCAGUCCCAAGGAGUCCAUCAAGAAGGAGGCCUGCUGGACAGUGUCUAACAUCACAGCUGGGAACAGAGCACAAAUCCAGGCUGUGAUUGAUGCCAACAUCUUCCCUGUGCUGAUAGAAAUUCUUCAGAAAGCAGAAUUCCGUACCAGAAAGGAAGCUGCUUGGGCUAUCACUAAUGCUACAUCUGGGGGCACUCCUGAGCAGAUCAGGUACCUGGUGUCGCUGAACACAAUCAAGCCUAUGUGUGACUUGCUGACUGUAAUGGAUUCGAAGAUUGUACAAGUGUCUCUCAACGGGCUGGAGAAUGUCCUUCGUCUUGGAGAACAGGAGGCGAAGCAAAAUGGCACAGGCAUCAAUCCGUAUUGUGCUCUCAUUGAGGAGGCCUAUGGUCUAGACAAGAUUGAGUUCCUACAGAGCCACGAGAAUCAAGAGAUCUACCAAAAGGCUUUUGACUUGAUUGAGCGCUACUUUGGUGUGGAAGAGGAAGAUUCAAACCUGGCUCCACAGGUGGAUCAGAACCAGGGCCAGUUCAUCUUCCAGCAGCCUGAGGGUCCUAUGAAAGGCUUCCAGUUGUAGGCCCUGCCCCUGCACAGUUGGCACUGGGUGUGACCCUGCUAUCUGCAUCACCUGGAGAGAUGCUCUGCAAGGCCGUUGUGGUCAUGUGGGAAACGCCAUUCAGCAUCAGUCUGCUCGGAGCUGCAUUUUUCUGAGUGCACUGUGUGUAUGUGUGUGUGUGUGUGUGUGUGUUUGUAUGGCAUGAAUACAGAGGUGUUUUUCUUCUCCUGUGACACUGGUUUUGAAGACUGACCCUCCACACGUCUUUACAAUGCGAACUACCUCUAUGGUCAGUUGAGUAUAACUACCGGCAAACAAUCAUGCAAAACUGUUCUUUGGGGGGGAUGAUGACGAUAAUGAUCUGAGAAACUGAAUGUAUUCAUGUCAGAAGAACGCCAGCCGAUUAAUGUAUUCUACAUUAGUUACUAUGUAAGGUUGUGCAUUUCAACCAGCCAGCUGUAGAGCUGGGGACUUUACUCUGUAUCUUGCAUUUGCGUUUUGAAUAUAGGAGGUGGGGAUUUCUAGUUGGUUCCUGUGUGACUCUGCUCUGCAUCUCUCAAGUGACACACUGCUGAGACAAGGGACCUGUUUGUCUUCAGCACUAUCUGGAUGUGUGUAGGCGAGUCCCCCGGAAAGCCGACUGACCGGGCGGUUUGCUGCCGAAACCACGCCGCUUUUCCUAUGCUUGUCCUGAUUUGUACGACAGGAGUUUCGAGACUUUGUCCUAGGUGGACUUUCACUGCAGACUGGUUACAUUUGAAAGUACUUUGUGAAGUUGAGUAGGGUUCAAUACUUGCACAUGAGGAUGGGAGUUUAAAGACAGCAUUGUAUAUUUUAUAUAUAUAUAUAUAGUAUAUAUAUAUUGUAUAUUUAAGAAACAAGGAUGUGAAAGGUAUGUAAACAGCAUUAUAUGUUAGAAUGUAUCCCGCAACAGUUGCGGAGCUCUUGGCUGCAUGGCUGGGAGGGGGUACAAUACUGUGAGAGUCCUGUUCCACUCCGUAACUGGCUGCCAAAGCAGUCGUCUUUCUCUCUGUGACCGCUUUCCGUCAUGGCUACCUGGAAUAAAGCAGUUUUCUGUUCUCUUGACCCCCAUUUUUUUGCCAUUUGUCAGCAUAAAGUUUAAUUGCCACAGGUGUCUGAAAUGGCAUUCAAUUAUUUGGCUUUUAAUUCCAUUUCUUAAACUAGUAACUUUUUGCAAAUUCUCUUGUACAGGUGUGUUGUCUUGAAUUCAUUGCGAGGAACUUUAUAAAACAUGCAAAUAACUGGUAAAACAACUUGGCACAUUUAGUUGUGUGUGUAUAUAAUUUUAUUUCUUUUUAAAUAUAUAUCUUUCUAUGAUGCUGGUUGGUCCUCCCAUCAGAAAGUGAAACUAGGUUUAUUAAGGGCUGUUGGAUGGAUGUGAAGGUCCAGCACGUGAGAGAUGGAGCACACCUGAGCAGUGAUUGCUGGCGUUGGUAGUGCUCCGUUAAGUACGGUUGUCAAACUUGUGUGUACCUACUUGACAGGAAGACACACACCUGCUGGUGGUGGUACUGAAGAAUGUAGAAUUGGAAUAUCAUUGACAGUUCUGUUACAAAUAUCGUAGAGGCUCUGCUUAUGGUACAAGUGAGCAGCUUCCAGAGGAAAUUCUAGGAAGGUUCUCCAUACUGUACCCAGCAAUGUGUGAAAAUAAACAAAAUUCACAAGUGACACUGGUUGUGGGUAAACUUUAUUAAUUGAAAAAUGUGGAGACUCUCAGAUUUUUAAACGAGGCCUGUGGUCUCCAUGCUCACUAAAGCCUGGCAAACAGACAGCAUUUUCACAGCAUUUUAGUGGGAUAUUCAGUAACCAUGUGGAGAUCUAAUCAUGUACCCAGUAUAAUAUGUUUUAAAAAGUGUUAUGUUUAAUGUUUGGGUUGGCGAUAUUCCUUUCAUUUCUAUAGUGUUAGAAAUUUUAGUAUCUAAUGAUACAUGAAUCAAUACUUAACUACAGGUUUUUGAAGAACAACAGUUUGGUUCCUUAAUGCUUAUUUAAUUAGUGUAACUUUUUUCUCUUUCAGUUAUUGUGCAGUGCCGUGUUCUGUAUUUACCAUUUAAAAUGUGGGAUUGUACCACAGUGGUCCCUCAAGUAGUUUAUUUUUUAAGAAAGAACUGCAUUGUUGUCUGCAGUGUCAGUUUUUAUUCAUUGUGGAACAGUCCUCCAAUGCUCCAUAUGUAGAAUUCUCCUGUUGAUUUUUUUAAAGGUAGAGGUUAAUUGCUUGAAAUUAGGAAGUGAUUCAUACUAAUAGCUUGCUUAAUUUAAUUAAAAUUAAUUUUCUGUGGCAGCUGCAGAGGUUUUCAGUAAUUUCACAGGAUUUUUUGUGUAACAAGUAUGGAAAAAUUCACUUUGUGCCUCUCUGCCAGUCUUCCGAAGAGGCGGAAAAUAAAUAACUGUGAAUAUAUUUACUAAUCAGAAAAUCUGCUUUUCCUUCAGUGUUUUCUGAGCUAUAGCCUAAUAAUUUACAAGACAUAGUUUAAGCUUUUCUCAUUCACAACUGUUUGCAGAAAUGCCCUCGUGUCUUGGUGUCACUUAAUGUCCAACCCAGUACAAGGUGACAUUUAUUAGGUUUUACAAUGAACAGUCAUUCUAUUAUUUAUUCUUAUUUGAAAGUACCACAAAAUUCCUGGAGGCAUGGUGUACGUCAGCCAACCCAUAAACCUGCUAAGCUGU